This is a messenger RNA of Pelagomonas calceolata, 1084 nucleotides long. The record is from the annotation of a GenBank genome assembly. Lineage: Eukaryota; Pelagophyceae; Pelagomonadales; Pelagomonadaceae.
ACCUCUGCGAUGCAUCAUCCUCUCACAAAAGCGCGAUACGCUCCGUAAAAACACAUCCACGGCAGCCGUCAAUCGGGAUUGUGCACCGCACAAUCGUCAAUCGGGCUGUGCCAACACUGCUAGCAGCGCAAGCAGCAACGCAUCGCACGACAGCAACAAAAAGCACAAGCUAGCAGCGAACUACAAUCAUGCUGCGCUUGGCCUCGACGAGACUGCCCGCGGCGUUCGGCGGGUUGACGCGCCGCACGCUCGCCACGGGCCCGGCGAGCGGCGGGUCGGUCAGCGACGAGAUGAUCGAGAAGCUCGGCUCGCUCUCCACCCAAGCCUUGAUCGACGGCUUGUGGGUCAUGGGCUGGCCCGGUGCGCACAUCGAGGGCGCCCGCUCGUUGGCCCCGGGCCAGAAGUGCGCCGGCCGCGCCGUCACGCUGAACUUUGUGCCCCAGCGGCCGGACAUCCAGGCCGACAAGCCUCCCGGGGGAGAGUCCCCGGAGUACGAGGCCUUCGAGCUCUGCGGCCCGAAGGAGGUGUUAGUGAUGUCGAGCGUGGGCCCCUGGGAGAGCGUUGGUGGUGACAUCAAAUUCCUCAGACUGAAGCAGUUAGGUCUGGGCGGCCUCGUCACCGACGGUUCUGUAAGAGACACGGACGAGAUCAUCAGUUACGGCUUCCCCUGCUUCUCGUAUUCCACGACUCCUAGACAGGGUCCCGCGGUGAUGCAGCCCUGGGAGUGCAACGGUGUUAUUAAUUGUGGGGGCGUCGCCGUGCGGCCCGGCGACUGCAUUGUGGGCGACCAGGACGGUGUGGUGGUGGUGCCGGCGGCCAAGGCCGAGAUGGUCUACUCCAUCGCCCACGGGAGAGAAGUGAUCGAGGAGAUCGUCAAGGAGGAGCUCACGAAGAACCCGGGCCCGCCGGGCCGCUUCUACCCGUUCAUGUCGGGCAAGAUCAAGGUCGACUCGCCGCUGGGCAAGCUCCUCGCCACGAAGGGCAUCACGCCGGAGAACUCGAACCAGUUCGAGGGCACGGCGAACUGGUAGGUUCCUAUCUAUCCCCUGGGGGGCGUCGUCCUUCAUAAGUCCGCCGGGGCUCG